Messenger RNA from Leptosia nina, 903 nucleotides. Lineage: Eukaryota; Metazoa; Arthropoda; Insecta; Lepidoptera; Pieridae. The record is from the annotation of a GenBank genome assembly.
AUGGCUGCACCCGAUGAAACCCUGGCUGAGUUUUUCCCGAAGUACAACCCACCGAUUCGCGCCCACAAGCACACUUGUGUCGGUCUAGGAAUGGAGACGAUGAAACGUCUGAGGGUCCUAGAGAACGACUUUCCUGGCAUAACCAAGUCAAUGAUGCUGGUAUCGUGUGACGAAAACAUCCAAGAUUUGGUGGACUACGCCACGGCGUUCCCUGGACCACAGGGGUUCCUAAUUGAGACCGAAAAGGACCACGUGAUGCUGUGUAUCCAUGUUAAAAUCUCGGGAAGGCCCGGUGUGUUUCUGUCAGACCUAGGCUACCACGUGUCCCGGGUUGUCACCGUGAUGGCGGAUAGAUGUUAUCCACAUACAGGUUGGUUCACACAAUCAGACGAACCGCACAGCCGCAAGGAUUAUAACUACCAGUUCAAUCUCCAGAACAACAACUACGUGGAGUGGCACGAGCGUGACACGAGGGGAGCUUCUGUGAAGGAACGGCUUUCGUUGAUCUAUGUGGCUAAGCCAUACCUAACAGCUGUCAGUGUCACAGAGAAGAGGAAUCUCGUUUGGGACUUAAGGAGUCUUCUAGCCAGAAACCCGAAAGGCCAUCUCACGGCUGGUAUCUAUUUCCCUGUUAAGGAGAAGGACCAACAAUUCACAAUGUUCUUCAACGGAACCAACGGCAAGCAAAGAAAGAAACUCAAAUUUGAAUCCUUCUUAGAGUUGCAGAAGAUUCCAGACGAAUUGGUGGAUGACGUAGAGCAGUGUAACGAACAACUCAGGAUGAGGGAUGGCGAACUCCUCUCCAUUCUCAAGAAACUGGCCACCAUCAUGUCUGACGAGGAGUACAUGAAAGAACUCCUAGAUAUCAACAGCACAAUCGUGAAGCUUUCUGCCGGGGAAUAA